GCUAGUCCAUGCGCAACGUGUUCUGUUUGAAAGUAAUUGGGGAUCCUUAGGCUCGUUGCUGGUACAUUUGUGUAACACAAACAUGUUUUUAUCUUUAAUUGUUACGGUACCUGAGGUUGAGAAAGAAAUUCAGAUGUAAAAUCCGUAAAUAGAUAAAGUCUACAACUUGAUACGUUAACUGGCGAGGACAAGUUAUAGGUUAUGUUUUCGAAUAUAGAACGUGUGAGAAGAACCCUGAUUUGCGGUCCACCAGAAUUGACGGAAACCUUUAUGUUUGAGGGGGCUGCACAUUGGGCGAAACAAGGAAGCCGCGUUAUUUACGUAACUCAGAAUCCGAUCGAGUCUCUGCCGCCAAAAUAUCACGAUGGCCCUAAACCAUGUGUAGAUACAUUCCAAUUAAUCAAAUUCAUGUACCUGCCGGAUCAUAAGAGCUUGAUGGAGCUUUUGGUCGAGUUGGACACUUUCGCUUCCCUACCGUCAGCGCUGCUUAUCGACAAGCUAGAUAAUUACGCCGAGCCUACGACUUGGCGGGGUGACUACGAUGUGCUUCUCGCCAAAACGUGUUCCUUUAUUAUCGACGCGAUGAACGCGUGUUCCCGUAUUCUGGGAAAAAAAGUUCACGUCUGCGCCUCUCUCCGACCAGAAACAGUCGGCAAAGUACAUUUCGUCUAUUUCGAUAACGUCUGGAAAUUUUCUAUCGACAAUAACCUCGCCGACCCGAUUAUAACUUUACAAAAAGCGUUUUGCACGAACGGUGACCGGUUGUUCAAAUUUCGCAGCUUGGAAGACCGGACUGUUGUUCUCAAACAAGUUUUAAGAUUUGUUGACGAGCAUUGAAGAGCGGGACUCUGAAUUAAUAAAGACGGUUUAGAUUACAGCUACAGAUUUCAUUUCUUUUUUUUUUACAUCACACUUAAGCAUUCCACCAAAAUGAAUCGAGUGGUACGAUCAUAGUCAAUGUAAGUGAAUUUCAGUCGACAUAUCUAGUGAAUCGUUCAACAGUUUCCUCUGAAACUCGCGUAAAAAAUUUCUUUAACGUACCGGUACUUCCGAGUACUCAAUUUCACUGAAAAAUUGAUGGCCUAGAAUCUAUUUUGAACGGUUAGCAACGAGCGUGUAAUAUAUUUCACUCGAACGCUUCUGAGAAAUUUACGUCGUUUCAUCGCUGAGUUCGUAUGUUUCUGUUUAUUGCAACUUUUCUCAUAACUUCGAAUUUUAAAUAACCACUUCGCCAUUGCCGUACAUGCGGGUGAAUUACCAACCACGCUUAAUGGAAUGUCGAACGCAUCAGGAAACUCAGGGAUUUAAUGUAGUAUUGUAUAUUUAAUGUAAAAUAUUUAAUAAGAUAAGUAUUUACAUGUUCGUUACACGAUGUAUGCUUGCAAAGAAUAGGAAACGUUGAAGUAUAAAUGAUAAAUGCAGUAAAAUUUUACGUCAUUCCUCGCGAAGCCGUGUAAAUGGCUUCCUCGUAUCUGGCCGACCUGCAUUGUUAACCUGAAGUGGAGAAAUAAAUGAAGUUCUCACA
Molecule: messenger RNA, 1525 nt
Organism: Neodiprion virginianus
Lineage: Eukaryota; Metazoa; Arthropoda; Insecta; Hymenoptera; Diprionidae
Exons: 3
Coding region: 202-837 (211 amino acids)
Biological process (GO): double-strand break repair via homologous recombination
Cellular component (GO): Shu complex
Molecular function (GO): single-stranded DNA binding
Source: RefSeq, a predicted model, not a curated record